AUGAUACUGAUGGGAAUCAACAUGCUCCCCAAUGCCGAGAUGUUCUGGUCUACCGAUCCAUUCAUCAAUAAUGCUGGAAUCACCAACACCAUGACCUGCAACAGGUUCCAGAAGCUGGUCCAGUAUUUUCAUAUUGCCGACCGGACAACUGCGCCAGGAAGGGGAGAGACAGGAUAUGACCCACUCUUCAAGCUGCGACCUGUCAUGGAGAGCGUCAGCCGGACCUUCCAGGAGAUAUACACUCUCAACAAGGAGGUCUCCGUUUACGAGGCCAUGAUAGCGUUUACCGGCCGCGUCAGCUUUCGACAGUACAUGCCCGCCAAGCCAAUCAAGAGAGGAGGAAUCAAGGUGUGGAUGCUCUGCGAUGCCAGUACAGCCUUUCCUGCUCGUUUCGAGGUAUACUUGGGACGACAGAACAACCAGAUGGAACACGGAUUCGGCCACAACGUAGUGAUGAAGCUGAUGGACCACAUUUACCACUCCUUCCGCUGGUCGUUCUUUGACAACUUCUUCACAUGUUUACCUCUCAUGUAG
This is a messenger RNA of Dreissena polymorpha, 534 nucleotides long. Its product is annotated as piggyBac transposable element-derived protein 4-like. The transcript has a single exon. The record is from RefSeq and is a predicted model, not a curated record. Bases 1 to 534 code for a protein of 177 amino acids. NCBI's taxonomy places the organism in Eukaryota, Metazoa, Mollusca, Bivalvia, Myida, Dreissenidae.